Messenger RNA from Rhodofomes roseus, 1062 nucleotides. Its product is annotated as Yip1-domain-containing protein. Bases 69 to 896 code for a protein of 275 amino acids. Gene Ontology annotation, biological process: endoplasmic reticulum to Golgi vesicle-mediated transport. The record is from RefSeq and is a predicted model, not a curated record. Gene Ontology annotation, cellular component: membrane; trans-Golgi network. The transcript has 10 exons. NCBI's taxonomy places the organism in Eukaryota, Fungi, Basidiomycota, Agaricomycetes, Polyporales, Fomitopsidaceae.
AAAUCACGUGGGCCUGUGCGCUCGGUCGUCGCGCGCUGAACUCGCCAGCUUGGCCUCCGACUCGCAGCAUGCAGCGGCUCGACAACUCAGAUAUUCAGACACCUCUCACCUCCACGUCCCAGUUUAUUGAGGCCGACAACGAUGACGACCUCGACGAUGAGGCCAUCCCUGGAUUCACGCACCCCUCCAUAGGCUCACCCGUCUCGGCGGGCAAGGGGAAGGCACGAGAUGAACAACCAGCGCCUGCCUCUGCAUAUCCCCAUAGUCCCGUCUCUGGUACUAUAGGUAGCUCAAGCAAUGGCAAUGCCCGACCAGCACGGAACACCGUCGGAGGAGUACAGGUUGAGAUGCGCAAUACAGGGCUUGACACGCUCGACGAGCCAAUAUCCACAACUAUUGGACGGGACCUAUUAUCCAUCUAUACCAAGACUGUUCAAGUGCUCUAUCCUCCAAAAGCGGGUCAUCGAGAAGUCCUCAGAGAUUGGGACCUUUGGGGCCCACUUGUCAUCAGCCUUAUGCUUGGUAUUCUGCUGAGUAUCAGGGCUGCUCCCGACCAAUCCCUUCCCAUCUUCACAAGCGUCGUGUGUCUCAUGACCAGUGGCUCUCUUGUAGUGACUAUACAAGCAAAGCUUCUCGGCGGCAGAGUCUCUUUCUUCCAAGGGCUCUGUGUGUUCGGCUACUGCGUCGCACCUCUGAACAUCGCUGCAUUGGUGUCGGUGUUCGUGCCUCUUAUCUACGUCCGACUACCAGUGACAUUUGCCGCGUGGGUCUGGUGUAUAUGGGCAUCUGUGAACUUCCUGGACGGUACCAAGCUCGAAAAGCAAAGGACGAUGCUCGCUGUUUACCCUCUUCUUCUAUUCUAUUCUAUACUGGCGUGGAUGAUUGUCAUCGAGUAAUCUCGCGGACUGCCUACUUAGUAUACGAGGCUCCAAUUCACGGUGUUAUACUAUUUGUUUGACUUGGACCUCGCUCCCGAGCCUGUCGUGCUUGUAGAGUUGCGCGCGUGCACCGAGCUUCGCCCAAGGCGCCGCUGAGAACAAAGUAACCUUCGGUGGACCAGCC